Molecule: messenger RNA, 2267 nt
Organism: Gorilla gorilla gorilla (western lowland gorilla)
Lineage: Eukaryota; Metazoa; Chordata; Mammalia; Primates; Hominidae
Gene: EIF3H
Product: eukaryotic translation initiation factor 3 subunit H
Exons: 9
Coding region: 1035-2093 (352 amino acids)
Cellular component (GO): cytoplasm; eukaryotic translation initiation factor 3 complex
Molecular function (GO): protein binding; metallopeptidase activity; translation initiation factor activity
Source: RefSeq, a predicted model, not a curated record
CACAUGCGCAGUCUGGGGCCACGGUAAAAGAAAACUACGAGAAUACAUUUAGCGUGUUUCCUACGUUUCAGAGGCGCGUAGCAAGAGCUUCUCUGAAAGACUGGCAGUAUAGUAGUAGUCAGUGAUAAUAUUGAGCCUUAAUAUGUUCCAGACACUGUCCUAAGUGAUUUACCUUACAUUAUUCCCCUGAAUGUUUAUAAUUCCCAAGUGAAAGAAGGAAAUGAUAUAUUGGAUAGCUAUGAGUGGGGAGGUUUGUACUGGCUGCUUUCCCAUAAAGAAAUUAAGCACGUUCACGAAGGGCACGUAGUUUGUUAGUGUCUGGAACCCAGUUUUCGUGCCUGAAGUUCAAAUGUUCUUGCUACACCACCAUAGAAACUAACGUCACUCAGGAACCAUUUGUCAGGGCAAAGGGUGCCACCAUUUUGCAUUUCCUCCUGCCUUAGGACCAUCCUAAAUCACUCGCAUGGAGUGUUUUGGAAGAACUCUCAAGAGCUUCGUUUGCCUAGAGUCAGAAUUCCUAACCUUGAGUCCUGGUUUUGCCACAAACCCAAGCCGUUUGAUCUUGGGCAACUCCCGAAGAAAGCUGGGUUCAACUUCCUCACUGUCAAACUGGUUGUAGGUCUAGAUAAGUUUCAAGUACUCUUUUUAUGUCCAUAGUCUCUGACAUAGGAAGACUACAUACUGGGCCAGUAACAGGAAGGCACAAAGCUGACUGAAGAUUUAAAAAUUACUUGGUCAAUUUGAUUAAUGAGGAGAAUGAAUCAGAAAAUUUCAAGUUCUCCCGUGGCUAGCUGUCGAGUAUCCACUUCAAGAUCAUUCCAUCGGAAAGAGGUCGAAAAUGUACAGUAGGCAUGCACAAAGGAUACCGCCUGGAAAGCAGGUAAAACUGGAAAACAGGAGGGAGGCGGGGCCCAAUUUUGGCUUCUCCUUCCAUCUCCGCCCCUCGAACGCCGGCCUGCGAGUGACGUCACGCGAGACUUGUACUUCCGCUUCCGGUAACUCACGUUUCUCUUUCUUCCUGUCUGCUUGGAAAGAUGGCGUCCCGCAAGGAAGGUACCGGCUCUACUGCCACCUCUUCCAGCUCCACCGCCGGCGCAGCAGGGAAAGGCAAAGGCAAAGGCGGCUCGGGAGAUUCAGCCGUGAAGCAAGUGCAGAUAGAUGGCCUUGUGGUAUUAAAGAUAAUCAAACAUUAUCAAGAAGAAGGACAAGGAACUGAAGUUGUUCAAGGAGUGCUUUUGGGUCUGGUUGUAGAAGAUCGGCUUGAAAUUACCAACUGCUUUCCUUUCCCUCAGCACACAGAGGAUGAUGCUGACUUUGAUGAAGUCCAAUAUCAGAUGGAAAUGAUGCGGAGCCUUCGCCAUGUAAACAUUGAUCAUCUUCACGUGGGCUGGUAUCAGUCCACAUACUAUGGCUCAUUCGUUACCCGGGCGCUCCUGGACUCUCAGUUUAGUUACCAGCAUGCCAUUGAAGAAUCUGUCGUUCUCAUUUAUGAUCCCAUAAAAACUGCCCAAGGAUCUCUCUCACUAAAGGCAUACAGACUGACUCCUAAACUGAUGGAAGUUUGUAAAGAAAAGGAUUUUUCCCCUGAAGCAUUGAAAAAAGCAAAUAUCACCUUUGAGUACAUGUUUGAAGAAGUGCCGAUUGUAAUUAAAAAUUCACAUCUGAUCAAUGUCCUAAUGUGGGAACUUGAAAAGAAGUCAGCUGUUGCAGAUAAACAUGAAUUGCUCAGCCUUGCCAGCAGCAAUCAUUUGGGGAAGAAUCUACAGUUGCUGAUGGACAGAGUGGAUGAAAUGAGCCAAGAUAUAGUUAAAUACAACACAUACAUGAGGAAUACUAGUAAACAACAGCAGCAGAAACAUCAGUAUCAGCAGCGUCGCCAGCAGGAGAAUAUGCAGCGCCAGAGCCGAGGAGAACCCCCACUCCCUGAGGAGGACCUGUCCAAACUCUUCAAACCACCACAGCCGCCUGCCAGGAUGGACUCGCUGCUCAUUGCAGGCCAGAUAAACACUUACUGCCAGAACAUCAAGGAGUUCACUGCCCAAAACUUAGGCAAGCUCUUCAUGGCCCAGGCUCUUCAAGAAUACAACAACUAAGAAAAGGAAGUUUCCAGAAAAGAAGUUAACAUGAACUCUUGAAGUCACACCAGGGCAACUCUUGGAAGAAACAUAUUUGCAUAUUGAAAAGCACAGAGGAUUUCUUUAGUGUCAUUGCCGAUUUUGGCUAUAACAGUGUCUUUCUAGCCAUAAUAAAAUAAAACAAAAUCUUGA